AUGGUUAUUGUUGGGUAUGUGGUUGUGGGUGUUUUAUGUUUGGGGGAUGUUGGGUGUGUGGUUGUUGGGUUGUUGUUUGGUUGUGGGGGGGUGUGGGUUGGGGUUAGUUUGUUUUUGUUGGGGGGGGGGUUUGUGGGGGGUUUUGUUGGGGGGGGUGGGGGGUGUGUUAGUUGUGGGGUUGGGGGUGGUGUGGGUGGGUGGUGGGGUUGUGGUAUAGUUGUGGUGUGGUGGGUGUGUUUUGGUUGGUGGUGUUGGUUGGGGGGUUGGGGGUUGUGUGGGGUUGGGUGGGGUUGUGUGGUUUUGUAG
This is a messenger RNA of Knipowitschia caucasica, 306 nucleotides long. NCBI's taxonomy places the organism in Eukaryota, Metazoa, Chordata, Actinopteri, Gobiiformes, Gobiidae. The record is from the annotation of a GenBank genome assembly.